AUGGACUCGAAGAAAAAUUCCAAAGAAGACUCGCAGUCUUCAGGGAAGGACCAGAAGCCCGAUUCGCAAACCUCGCUGGCGCCACCCCGACGUCCAGCCGGCACCGCCCCUAGUGAUACCCCAGAUUACUUCAACUCCGUGCACAACCCCUUCUCGCUGGAGCCAAACCCUUUUGAGCAAUCAUUUAGCAGCAACCCCGGUGACACCCCCGGCAAGUCGCUGCUGCCGCCCGUCGCGUCCCUCACUUCCCCGGCCUUGCCUGGUGCAAGUUCUGCCGGUGGUUACAACUGGUCCAACUCCCUGCGCUCAGGGCCACUGAGCCCCGCCAUGCUUCCCGGGCCCACUGGAUCUAAUGAUUAUUUCGACAGUAUUGGCAGAGGCUUCCCGACACCCAACGAGUCGUCCCUCCGCACUGGCCUGACCCCGGGCGGUGGUGGGUCGAUGUUCCCGGCCCCCAGCCCUAACUCCCAGGCUUUGCUACAACAACUUCAAAACGGCGGUGCCACACCGUCGACAAUUGAGUUCCACCGUACUGCGUUGACUGCCCGGAAAAAUAGCGCGAAUGGUCAAGGAAACGAAGACCCAACCUCGAACGCGAAUAUGGACACUAAGCCUCAGCCCGUCCCCGCAGAUCAAUUUACUCAACAUGAUGCUGCCGAUGCCGCCAAUGGUCUCUUUAUGCUAGCCAAGGGUGGCCAGGCCAAUAAUAUGCAAGCGAACCCGAACAUGCAGAAUGAUAACCGCGCCGCUGCUCGGCGCGUUUCAUCCAACACAAACGGCACUAGUGGUCGUGAGAUGAGUGGUGAUGGAUCGGAGCAGGAACUCUCUAGACCCAAGGGCAAGGGCAAGAAGAAUGCCGCCAAGGCUGCUCCGGCUGCUAACAACCGUCGCAAGGCCGACGAUGGUGCUAAGGGACCUAACAAGAAGGCGAAACUCAACAGCGUUGAGCCACCGUCGGAUAUGGAUUCGGAUGAUGAAGAUAUGAAGAAAUUCUCGGGUGAUCCCAAGAAGAUGACCGAUGAAGAAAAGAGACGUAACUUCCUGGAGCGCAACCGUGUCGCUGCCUUAAAAUGUCGUCAACGCAAGAAGCAGUGGCUGGCCAACCUGCAGGCUAAGGUUGAGCUUUUCACCACCGAGAAUGAUGCGUUGACCGCUACGGUGACUCAACUUCGCGAGGAGAUUGUAAACCUUAAGACCCUUCUGCUCGCUCACAAGGAUUGCCCCGUUUCUCAAGCCCAGGGACUCGGCCCUCUUAUGAUGAAUGGCAUGUCAGCCGGAUAUGACCCACACGGAUAUGGCAUGCCUGGCCAAAUGGGUAUGCCGCCAGGUGCACCAAUUCCCUCCCAGGGCAUGCGCCGGGCGUGA
Messenger RNA from Penicillium pulvis, 1365 nucleotides. RefSeq names its product bZIP transcription factor atfA (gene atfA). Gene Ontology annotation, molecular function: DNA-binding transcription factor activity, RNA polymerase II-specific; RNA polymerase II cis-regulatory region sequence-specific DNA binding. Lineage: Eukaryota; Fungi; Ascomycota; Eurotiomycetes; Eurotiales; Aspergillaceae. Bases 1 to 1365 code for a protein of 454 amino acids. The transcript has 3 exons. The record is from RefSeq and is a predicted model, not a curated record. Gene Ontology annotation, biological process: regulation of transcription by RNA polymerase II.